Molecule: messenger RNA, 3561 nt
Organism: Elaeis guineensis (African oil palm)
Lineage: Eukaryota; Viridiplantae; Streptophyta; Magnoliopsida; Arecales; Arecaceae
Product: probable LRR receptor-like serine/threonine-protein kinase At2g16250
Biological process (GO): protein phosphorylation
Molecular function (GO): protein kinase activity; ATP binding
Source: RefSeq, a predicted model, not a curated record
GCUCCCGGCUUUCCCGUUGAGUCAACCCCCCUCCCUCCUUUCUACAACCUAAAUUCUCUGCACUUCCCUUCCGGCGACCGGCCAAUCCCGGUUCAUCCUCACCCCCUCCGGCCGCUAGAAAUUAUUAGAAAUUGUUAUUUAAAGAGUAAAAAAAAAUUUAAAAUAAUGAAAAAAAAAAAAUGGGGAGAGUGAAGAGGAGAAGAGAGGCGGUUGGUAUCUUCUUUUGAGCAUUAAUACCGACCUUUUAAGUGGGAGUCGCAGUGGUAAAAGCUAGCCCGUCCCACCUUAUUAUUUCCUUCCAUUUUUCUUCUUUAUUUUUUUUAUUUAUUUUUGAAACCGAGAUAGAAUACAAUCCAUCCACAUCCGGCGCAAUGAAGCGAGGCAAGAAGACGAAGGAAGAGGAACACCGGAUGACGAUGACGCACACAAUACCAUGGUCCACCACCAGCAGUUGAUGCGCCCGCGAUCACCGUCCGCUUAGCCGUCAUGCCCUCGCCGUUAGCCCCGUUAGUGCUUGUCUUGCUUGCGGCCGGGCUCUUCUCGCCGGCAUUAGGGCAGAACCUAACGUCGGCUGGUGAUCUCGUGGCGUUAUAUAGCUUGAGGGCCUCUCUCGGGCUUCGGGCCCGGGACUGGCCCCGCCGGACCGACCCAUGCUCGGCCUGGACCGGUGUCGGGUGCCGCGCCGGCCGGGUCGUCUCCUUAAACCUCUCCGGCCUCCGCCGCACCCGGCUCGGCCGCCUCAACCCUCGGUUUGCUGUCGACGGGCUCCAGAACCUCUCCCGGCUCGAGUCCUUCAACGCGACCGGGUUCGCCCUCCCCGGUCCCAUCCCGGACUGGUUCGGCCGCCGCCUCCCGCCGGAGUUCUCCAUCCUCGACCUUUCCGCCGCCGCCGUCUCCGGCCCCAUCCCCAACUCCCUUGGCGGAGCCACCGGCCUCGCCGUGCUGUUCCUCGCCGGCAACGCCAUCAAUGGGAGCAUCCCGCCGACCCUCGGCCAGCUUGGUAACCUCUCGGUCCUCGACCUCUCCCACAACUCGCUCUCCGGCGCCAUACCGUCAUCCCUCGCCUCCCUCUCCAACCUCUCCUACCUCGACCUUUCCUCCAAUUUCCUCACCGGUCCGAUCCCGCUCGCUCUCGGCACUCUUCCGAAGCUGAAUACUCUGAUGCUCUCCAACAACAGGCUCGCCGGAUCGGUGCCGGCCCAGCUCGGCGACCUCUCCUCGCUGAAAGCCCUCGAUCUCAGCUUCAAUUCCCUAGCCGGUGCCCUUCCUGACGAUCUCAAAAACCUCAGGAGCCUCCAAAAUUUGAACUUGGGCGACAACUCCCUCUCCGGCCUCCUCGCCAGUAGCCUGUUCUCCGGUCUCUCCCGGCUCCAGUCCGUCACGCUGAGCUACAACAACUUCUCGGGCGCCUUGCCGGACUCGCUGUGGUCAUUGUCCGAGCUGCAGGUUCUUGAUGUUACCAACAACAACCUCACCGGCACGCUCCCGGACCUCGUGCCUGCCAUCGCCAAUGCCAAUGCCAAUGCCAGUGGUUCUGUGUUCAAUCUCUCAAACAAUCUUUUUUACGGGUCAAUUUCUACUAAGUUUGACGUCGUUUUCGCAAGGUUCAGUGUGGUCAAUAUCUCUGGUAAUUACUUCCAAGGUGCAUUGCCUGUUGAUCAUAGCAGCAAAAAUGUGUCUUUUGGAUUGAAUUGCUUCCGAAAUGCCUCGAAUCAGAGAAGUCCAAUUGAUUGUGAGGAGUUUUAUUUGCAGAGAGGGCUGCCUUAUGAUGGCCCGGUGACCCCGACACCACCCAGCUCUUCCGGUGGGAAGAGCAACAGAAAUUGGAAGUAUAUUUUGAUAGGUGUUUUCGGGGGGCUUUUUUUUAUUGUCAUUUUGGUCCUUGUGAUUGUGCUGUGCAUGAUGAAAUGUGGAGCCCAGGAAGAUAAACGGAGGGAGAGCAGUGGGACUGCAGUCCCUUCUGGAGCACAGCCUUCUGCAGUAUCUGUGAAUUUGUCAGCCGUGGGGGAGGCCUACACCUAUGAGCAGUUGGUUCGGGCGACCGCAGACUUCAGUGACACGAACCUUAUCAAACAUGGGCACUCAGGGGAUCUCUACCAUGGUGUUUUGGAGAAUGCCAAUCCUGUGGUGGUGAAGAGGAUCAACAUGCGGACAGUCAGGAAAGAAGCUUAUGCCGUGGAACUGGAUUUGUUUGCCAGAGGUCUGCAUGAGAGGCUGGUGCCAUUCCUGGGGCACUGUUUGGAUAAUGAGAAUGAGAAGCUCCUGGUAUACAAAUAUGUACCUAAUGGUGACCUAUCGAAUGCACUGCAUAGGAAGUCGGGGCAGGAAGAAGAAGGACUGCAGUCAUUGGAUUGGAUUACGAGAUUGAAGAUUGCAAUAGGGGUGGCUGAAGCUUUGUGCUAUCUGCAUCAUGAGUGUACCCCACCUCUGGUUCAUAGAGAUGUUCAGGCAAGCAGUAUCCUUCUUGAUGAUAAGUUUGAAGUGCGGCUUGGAAGUUUAAGUGAGGUAUGCACUCAAGAAGGGGAAGGGCAUCAGAAUGUCAUCACCAGGAUAUUGAGAUUGUCACAGACAUCUGAACAAGGCAUUUCUGGUUCUUCUGCUGCAACAUGUGCCUAUGAUGUAUAUUGUGUGGGAAAGGUAUUACUUGAGCUAGUCACCGGUAAGCUCGGCAUUAGUGGGUCAACUGAUGCUGCAACAAAUGAGUGGAUCGAGCACACAUUGCGUUACAUCAGCAUUUAUGAGAAGGAGCUUGUCACCAAAAUUGUGGAUCCAUCUCUCAUUGUGGAUGAGGACCACUUGGAGGAAGUCUGGGCAAUGAGUAUUGUGGCAAAGUCCUGCCUGAACCCAAAACCCUCCAAACGCCCACUCAUGAGAUACAUCCUAAAAGCACUGGAGAACCCUCUGAAGGUGGUAAGGGAGGAGAACAAUUCUGGCUCAGCCAGGCUGAGAGCUACUUCCUCAAGGGGCUCUUGGAAUGCUGCUUUCUUCGGAAGUCGGCGCCAAAGCUCUGAUGUUGGCCCGCCGAAGGAGGAUCAGGUAUUAAAACGUUCAGGUACAUCGAGGUCCCAAGGGAGCGGCGGCGAUAACUCAUUCUCCCACAAGAGAGUAUCAAGGGAGAUCUUCCCAGAACCAUCCGGGGAAUGUGACAAUGAGGAUUGAAGAUGUUGGUUUUUUGUGAUUCUUUAUGUAAUAAUUUUUGGCAGGCUCCCCAUUCGAGUGCCUGCAUGCCGGCAUCUGAUCUGAAGUCCAUUAUCCUGCAAGCAUCAAGAUGGAGUGAGGCUGAUGGCUUGCAUUGAGAGCAAUUCUUUCUCUUUGCAUUGGUAUAUGAACUUGGUGGGCAAAGAGGUUUCCAUGGUGGUGGGCCAGAGUUGGUCUGCAGUUAUGUGUGGGCCUAUUGUUGGUCACAGUGAUAGAUGUGCCGAUGGUUCAUUGCUUGCAGUUUGUUUGGUUAUACGUGUCCUUUUUUCCCUGGAAAACAUCAAGCUGCAAUUUUUUCCUGUGUAAUCUAUCCUUCAUUGAUGGUCCUUUUGCGUAUCGUAAUUUGAAUGAAUGGCUUUCACA